AAAUGAAAAAGAAAAAAACAAGGUACUGGGAAUCGAAUGCCUGGCAAUACAGAUGGAGAGCAGAAGCAGCAUGCAAAAAGUUAUGGAGAAAGAAAAGAUAUAAAUCGUGCAUUUUUUUAUUACAAUUUAAGCCAACUUGCUUUCAUGUGAUUAAAAUCACCCAUUUUUGUUUUCUGGUCCAUUAAAGAAGUCUCAUAUUUCCAUAUAAAAAAAUAUGGAAAUAAAAAAGUCAGAUUUCCAAGGAAAAAAACAAUGGCCAUACUAUUAGAGGGAAGGAACUAAGCCAUAUUUGUUUAUAUAUAGUAUAUAUACAGCCUCUGUCAGGUUGGUAAAGGCUAAGAGAGUUGAAGGCAAAAAAGGGAAGAAAAGGGGUGUGGUAGCUCUGCUUAGCUCUCUUUUAAGAUUUUUUUGAGUAGUUCUGGUUGUUGUUGUUGUUGUUUUUGUUUGAGAGAAUUAAACAGAAAAAAAAAAAAAUGGAUGCAUUGAGGAAGAUGAAAGAAGGGAUAGAGGCUAAGAAAGAAGAAGCAUUGAUGAAGGUGGAGGAGAAGAAAGAGGCUUUGAUUAAGGUGAAGGAAAAUAUGGAAGCAAAGAAAGAGGAAGCAUUGAACAAGGUGAAUGAGAAGAAAGAGGCUUUAAUGAAGGUGAAGGAAGAUGUGGAGGAGAAGAAAAUGGAAGCAGUGAGGAAGGUGAAGGAAGAGGUGGAGGAGAAGAAAGAGGCUUUGAUGAAUUUGAAGGAAGAUGUGGAGGAGAAGAUAGAGCCUGUGAAAAUGUUUUUUAGAGGAAGAAUGGUAGGUCCAAUUUCAGGCAUUAACACCACCAAUAUUGUUUCUACUUUGUCCACCAUUAACACUGCUGUGCCUCCUGCCUCUGCUAUUGAGUAUGACAGUGAUUCCUCUGAUUCUUCUAAGGGGUCAGCUGAAUCUCUCAAUGAUGAGAAAGUAAAUGGCAAGUCAAGAAAACGACAUUCUCACAGAAAUGGAGAUACUGCAUCGUUAAUUACAUCAUACCCAGCAGUGAAUAGUCCACCUCUCAAUGUUGUUGUCCACCAAUCUCAUGGAGAACAGAUAUUCUAUCCUGGAGUGAAGUAUUCGGGAGUCCAAGAGAGUGCUCUAAACAACCAUCAGGGCAAGGACAACGUCGCGAAGAAGGGCUUAAACGGUUUUAGUCCUUCAGCUCACAAGAUUCUGGACCAAAAUGGAACGUAUACUUCUUUUGAAGAAGGGAGCACAAGCGAAAAUAGGAUAGUUAACUUGGGAAACAAAAUUUCAGAGGAAGUCACUGAAAUAUACCUUGAAAAGUUAUAUCAAAAGCCGGAGUCACAUGAGUUUUACUGUCCUAACUGUAAGACCUGCAUCACAAAGGUACUUAUUAUUCGUGAGAGAUAUUUAGAAGCUGCACCUAAUGUCGCACAUCCUAAUAAAGAGGAUUUGAGGUGCUCAAAUUGCUUUGCUUUCCUCAUUCCUGUAGGCAAUUGGAUACGCAACAUAUUUGCAUCUAAAAACCCCGCUGGCCAAGGAAUUGCAGCUACGUUAACUCCAACACCUAAACCCUUGCCAAGUAAUCCUGUGAGCAGUGCUGGACUUGAAGAACCACUUCUACCACAUUAUUCAGAUAAAGAUUUAGGUGAUCAAAUUCCUAGAGAGCCUCAGACUGUUGGACAUCAUGUUCCUGAGGGAACUGACCCGAAACAUAUUAUCCACCAUCUUGGAGACAAUGCGCCACAUGGUGCAGUGGAAAACAGCGGUGCAGGAAAUGCAGCUACAUUAACUCCAACACCUAAACCCUUGCCAAGUAAUUCUGGGAAUAAUGCUGGACUUGAAGAACCACUUCUACCAUAUUAUUCAGAUAAAGGUCUAGGUGAUCAAAUAUCUAGAGAGCCUCAGACCGUUGGAAAUAAUGCUCCUGUGGCAACUGAACCCUCAAAACAUAUUAUUCACCAUUCUGGAGGCAAUCCACCACAUGGUGCAGUGGAAAACAGUGGUGUAGGAUCAACUGUAACAGAACCUGGCGAUGGCAUUUCAAUCCUUAUGCCCCCACCAAAUGAACAGCUGCUGGGAACUGAACCACGAAGUACUAAAUCGUGGGAGAUUCUAAAAAGCAUUGUAUACGGUGGUUUAACUGAAUCAAUUACAAGCUUGGGCAUUGUGACUUCUGCAGCUAGUGCUGAUGCUGCAACAUUGAACGUCAUAGCUUUAGCAUUGGCAAAUCUGAUUGGUGGACUAUUCGUUAUUUGUCAUAAUCUUUGGGAAUUCAAAAAUGAUGAAUCAACUGUGACCUCUAAAGAGACUGGUCAACAAGUGGAUCGAUAUGAAGAAGUAUUGGGGCAAAAAACGAAUUUCAUUUUUCAUGUGCCAGCUGCUAUAUUAGCUUUCCUCAUUUUCGGAUUAGUGCCUCCUGUUGUCUAUGGCUUCUCAUUCCAUGAGAGUGAUGACAAGGACCUAAAGCUUGCAGCAGUUGCAGGAGCCUCUCUGCUAUGCAUCACAUUACUGGCGCUUGCAAAGGCUCGCACACAGAGGAAUCCCAAGUAUAUGAAAACGGUUCUCCAAUAUGUUGCUGUUGGAUUCGGGGUCUCAGGCGCUUCUUAUGUAGCUGGCAACUUGCUUGACAGAUUAAUGGAGAAGCUUGGCUGGUUCCAGCAGACUCAUGUAGAUAAGACUUUUCCCCUUCCCCAGUUCAUGUGAUGGGUACGGUGAAAGCCUGCAUGGGGAAUCCUUCAAGCGUAUUAGGAAAAUUUAUGGAGUUUUUCAAGUUAGUCUUCAACUUCAAGUACUGGUGCAGUAGUUCUUUCAUUUCAUGAAAGCUGACAAAAGGACAUCAAAGAUCUUGCUAUAAAAAUUUGACAAGAAGUGCCAAAGACACCAAUAAAGGAUCAAAAGUAUACAAUCCUGUAACUCUGAGCUACAAGAGCAUAUGAUUGUAAUGGCAUUUAUUUUUAAUCAAGCUAGUGAAAUAUUUAUAACAAA
This is a messenger RNA of Ziziphus jujuba (common jujube), 2963 nucleotides long. RefSeq names its product membrane protein of ER body-like protein. Bases 474 to 2681 code for a protein of 735 amino acids. The record is from RefSeq and is a predicted model, not a curated record. Lineage: Eukaryota; Viridiplantae; Streptophyta; Magnoliopsida; Rosales; Rhamnaceae. The transcript has 8 exons.